AUGGAAGACUAUCCAAAUGGAGUGAUCAUUUUGCGCGUUUAUAUUCAUUGUGAUGGCUGCCGAGAUGAAGUGCUCAAAUAUCUUCGUGGAUACCAAGGUGUUGAGGGGGUUGAGAUUGAUGCCAAGAAUCAGAAAGUGAUAGUUAAGGGAGAAAACGCCGAUCCUAUCAAACCUCCUAAUGUGAUUGAAACUGUCUUGAAAAUCAACAUGCUUUGCGAUGGCUGCGCGAAAGAGGUCAAGUGUUGCAUCCACGGCAUGGAAGGGGUGCAAAUGGUUGAUGUUGAUGUGGAGAACAAUCUGGUGAGGGUGAAGGGAAGCAUGGAUCCACAUGAACUUGUGGAGUUGAUCAGCAAGAAUGGUGGAAGAAAUGCAGAAAUUGUGGAGCAAAUUGAUGAAGAAUUCAUUAAUGGUGAAAGAGAGGGAGACUGCUGCCAUUGCUAUUGCUAUGCUUCACAACUAGUUUAUGAACCUCAACUAUUUAGUGAUGAGGAUCCCAAUUCUUGUUCUGUGGUGUGA
Messenger RNA from Salvia miltiorrhiza (redroot sage), 516 nucleotides. Its product is annotated as heavy metal-associated isoprenylated plant protein 8-like. Lineage: Eukaryota; Viridiplantae; Streptophyta; Magnoliopsida; Lamiales; Lamiaceae. Bases 1 to 516 code for a protein of 171 amino acids. Gene Ontology annotation, molecular function: metal ion binding. The record is from RefSeq and is a predicted model, not a curated record. The transcript is spliced from 4 exons.